UGUUGGUAAAUCUGGAGUGAGAGGGAGAGAAAGAAAAACUAGUUUAUCGAUGGUUGACUGACUCUUGUUUGUCAGGUUAAACGUUUGCAGUUUUAGUCGGCUAUUAGGCAGGCUGUUUCUGGUGUGGCAAUUGUAGCAAUGGCGAAUUCCCCCGAGGAAUCCAAGGAGGUGAAGGCACCUCGAGUGAAUACUCAUAAGUCAGGAACUGGUUCUGGCAAGAAACACCCCAGAAAGAGCAAGUCGCAGAUACUGAACAAAUUAGUGAGCCAGCUGAAGUUCUACUUCAGUGAUUCUAAUUUAUGGAAAGAUAAGUUUCUGCGUCAGAAAAUGGCUGAGUCUACGGACGGUUUCAUCGCAAUUGGUUUGAUUGGAUCCUUUGCAAAGAUGCAGUCAAUCACGAGAGACUUGAAUCUGGUGUCCCAUGCUGCUAAGAUGUGUUCACCGCUACUGGAGGUGUCUGACAAUGGUAGAUCAGUACGUCGCAAGGAACCUCUCCCACCACCACCCAGUGACUUGGAUGAGAGGACGUUGUAUAUUGAGCAGCUUCCCGACAAUGUAGAUCAUGAUAUGAUACGGAAGUGCUUUGCGCUGUUCGGCCAUGUAGCUCAUGUCAGCUUACCGAAGUUCAAAACAAAGAGUACAUUGAAGGGGUUUGCGUUUGUCGAGUUCACUGACACGGAAUCUGCCACGGCUGCUCUCAGCUACUUCACUGGUGAUGCAUCUGCUGUUGCUACGACAACCAAGUCAACAAAAGAGGAGAAGAAACACGAUUCAGACCAUGAGGAGACCACAGUGAAGACGAACAAACGUUCACAUGCUGAAGUGGAAUCUGAUAACGACGAUGAUGAGACUCGUUCAAUGCCGCCGUGCCCGAAACGCAUUGCGCCUGCAAAGACAGCAGAUGAUGACGAACAAGCUGCAGAGAGCUCUGCUGAUGAUUUGCCGGAUGUGAAACCAUGCAAGCGGUCUCACGCUGAAGUGGAAUCAGAUGAGGAAGAUGAGAGUCGACCUGCUCCGGGUCGUCAGAAGCAGGACGAGCAGUUGAAAGUAGAUCAUUCUGACAAGGCCGACAGUGUUGCAACUGGUAAUGCUGCUGAUGCUGAUGCUGAUGCUGAUGCUGAUGGUGAUGGUGAUGGUGAUGCUGCUGAUGGUGAUGGUGAUGGUUCAGAGCAAAAGAGAAAGAAGCGAACACGCAGUCAUUGGCGUAAGAAGAGUAAAGUGAAGCUGAUCAAGGAUACGUUUGGUGACUGGAAACCGAGUGUGAUGGCCAAGCCAAGAUGGCAGGAGCUGAAAGAAGAGUAUAAAUCACUUGUACAGCAGCAGCAGGUUGCUGCUAAGGAAUAUCUCCGUCGUCAGAGAGAGUCUCAAGCUGAGUUACGGUGCAGCAGUCGUAUACCACCUGUUGAGAGUACUACCAGUCUAGAUGAUACCGGCAGUCAGGCUGACAGUAUUACUGAAUCUGAAUGUUUUGACUCCAGUACAGCGGAUGAUAGUGCAGCUGAUGACUCUUUCAUCGUGGAAAGCGAGGCUUCACCAGCACCAGCAGCAUCAUCAGCAUCAGUAACAGCUGAGACAGUGACAGCAGCAGCCACACCGACAAGAACAGCACCAACGGCAGCGACGGCAGCAGUGGCAGGAGGAGCGAAACCAACAACUGCAGGGUCCGGCGUGUCAACAUCAGCGUCGGCUACGUCUGUGUCCAGGCCCCCAAGUGAAGACUUUGUAGCGUCUACCGUAAUACGCGUUGAAUGGGAUAGGACAGUUAACACUAGCGUGUGGACCGCCGCUCUGCUCAAGCGUGCUCACUCGCAGUUUACUCCGGGAAUUAAGUUUGUUGAUUUCAAGCCUAAUUCUCACACUGCGUAUGUGCGCUGUGAAUCUGCCGAGGAAACUUCAAAGUUACUCACCCACCUGGUGUCUCACAAUAGUCGUACGCAAAGUAUGAGAAUGCCAUCAACCGCCUUCUUGCUUCAUGGCAAAGAAGAGCUAGUCUACUGGAAACAGUUAGAGGAGAACAGGAGAGAAAAGCGUUCAGCACAGCCGAAGCGAUGUCGAAGGGGCAAGCAACGUCUGUCUGGUCAACUCACACAAUUAGCACAUGAACAGCAAGCUGCUGGCAAGGCCGUGGAGAAAAUUGCUGCUCGCAAAGCUGCACAGAAGUCAUCCAGCAAUCACAUUGUCUUCACUGAGGAGGACACGUAAGACAUCAAACAACUCUUAUACUUUUUAGAUACACCAGUCGUCUUGUGUUGAGUUUACUAGUUUCUCUAGUUCGUUUUUUACAUGUUGCUGAUUCACUGUGUUUUCCGCUGCUGAUCCACUAUUGAUCCAAUAUUGAUCCACUGUUGAUCUACUGUUGACGUUUCCUUUUUUUACAACACUGGUGGAAAAUGGUGGACAGGAAGACGAAACUGAAACAGUUGCUUUGUAGAAUACUGGACUCGUAUUCUAAUACCGCUUUAACAAGUCUAUCAUAGAGGACGGUACUCUUGCUAUUUCCAUUGUUGUUACUGAUGCUGCUGCUGCCAUUCUAGUCAGUGCACACACCUGUAAUGACCCACAUUUAAGCCCACACGAUUAUUCGCGAGUUAUUGCCGUAUUUGUGGUUUUGCAGGUCGAAUGGUCUCGCUUUUAGGCGCAUGCGCUUGUAAUUGUGUUACCAGAAUGUGGAAAUUUAAUUGCACAUUUAAUCCUGUAAA
Molecule: messenger RNA, 2699 nt
Organism: Sycon ciliatum
Lineage: Eukaryota; Metazoa; Porifera; Calcarea; Leucosolenida; Sycettidae
Product: la-related protein 7-like
Exons: 1
Coding region: 139-2202 (687 amino acids)
Biological process (GO): RNA processing
Cellular component (GO): ribonucleoprotein complex; nucleus
Molecular function (GO): RNA binding
Source: RefSeq, a predicted model, not a curated record